AUGCCUUCUUGGAUCGGGGCUGUAAUUCUUUCCCUCUCGGGGCUGCUGCUGUCCCUCCCGGCGGCCGGAGCGGAUGUGAAGGCUCGGAGCUGCGGCGAGGUCCGCCAGGCAUACGGUGCCAAGGGAUUCAGCCUGGCGGACAUCCCCUACCAGGAGAUCGCAGGGGAACAUCUAAGAAUCUGUCCUCAGGAAUAUACAUGCUGCACCACAGAAAUGGAAGACAAGUUAAGCCAACAGAGCAAACUCGAGUUUGAAAACCUUGUAGAAGAGACGAGCCAUUUUGUACGCACCACCUUCGUGUCCAGGCACAAGAAAUUUGAUGAAUUUUUUCGAGAGCUCCUGGAGAAUGCAGAAAAGUCACUAAAUGAUAUGUUUGUACGGACCUAUGGAAUGCUGUACAUGCAGAACUCAGAAGUGUUCCAGGACCUCUUCACAGAGCUGAAAAGAUACUACACAGGGGGCAAUGUGAAUCUGGAGGAGAUGCUCAAUGACUUCUGGGCUCGUCUGCUGGAGCGGAUGUUUCAGCUGAUAAAUCCUCAGUAUCACUUCAGCGAGGACUACCUGGAAUGUGUGAGCAAAUACACAGACCAGCUGAAGCCGUUUGGAGAUGUGCCCCGGAAACUGAAGAUUCAGGUCACCCGCGCCUUCAUUGCUGCUCGGACCUUUGUCCAAGGCCUCACUGUGGGCAGAGAAGUUGCCAACCGAGUUUCCAAGGUGAGCCCAACGCCGGGGUGCAUCCGUGCUCUCAUGAAGAUGCUGUACUGCCCGUACUGCCGAGGCCUUCCCACUGUGAGACCCUGCAGCAACUACUGCCUCAAUGUCAUGAAGGGGUGCCUGGCCAAUCAGGCUGACCUCGACACGGAGUGGAAUCUGUUCAUAGAUGCAAUGCUCUUGGUGGCAGAGAGACUGGAAGGGCCAUUCAACAUUGAAUCGGUCAUGGACCCCAUAGAUGUCAAGAUUUCUGAAGCCAUUAUGAACAUGCAAGAAAACAGCAUGCAGGUGUCUGCAAAGGUCUUUCAGGGAUGUGGCCAGCCCAAGCCUGCUCCAGCUCUCAGAUCUGCCCGCUCAGCUCCUGAAAAUUUUAAUACACGUUUCAGGCCCUACAAUCCUGAGGAAAGACCCACAACCGCCGCAGGCACAAGCUUGGACCGGCUGGUCACAGACAUAAAAGAGAAAUUGAAGCUGUCUAAAAAGGUCUGGUCGGCACUACCCUACUCCAUCUGCAAGGAUGAGAGCAUGACCGCGGGCACGUCCAACGAAGAGGAAUGCUGGAACGGGCACAGCAAAGCCAGGUACCUGCCCGAGAUCAUGAAUGACGGGCUGACUAACCAGAUCAACAAUCCCGAGGUGGACGUGGACAUCACGCGGCCCGACACUUUCAUCCGACAGCAGAUCAUGGCUCUGCGUGUGAUGACCAACAAACUGAAGAAUGCAUACAACGGCAAUGACGUCAACUUCCAGGACACAAGUGAUGAAUCCAGCGGCUCAGGGAGUGGCAGUGGGUGCAUGGAUGACGUGUGCCCCACGGAGUUUGAAUUUGUCACCACAGAGGCCCCUGCAGUUGAUCCUGAUCGGAGAGAAGUGGACUCUUCUGCAGCCCGGAUGAGCGACUCCCUGCUCUCGUGGUCUCUCAUCUGCACUGCCCUGGCAUUGCAGAGACUGUGCAGAUAA
Molecule: messenger RNA, 1671 nt
Organism: Cynocephalus volans (Philippine flying lemur)
Lineage: Eukaryota; Metazoa; Chordata; Mammalia; Dermoptera; Cynocephalidae
Gene: GPC6
Product: glypican 6
Exons: 9
Coding region: 1-1671 (556 amino acids)
Biological process (GO): cell migration; regulation of neurotransmitter receptor localization to postsynaptic specialization membrane; regulation of signal transduction
Cellular component (GO): extracellular region; cell surface; synapse
Source: RefSeq, a predicted model, not a curated record